AUGUCCGGCCAGUUCCCGGGAGGAUAUCAGAGCCCCAGCGGGCAUCGGGGUAAUUAUAAUAGCCCCAUCAUUCAGCAACACCUAAACCAAAUGAACGUUCCCAACCAAAUGGGCAUGAUGGGAUUCAAUCAAAACAACGUUAUGAACAACCCACAAAUGCAAGGUGUACCCGGGCAGGGCAACCAGGAGAUGGGUCUCAAUCCCGGCAUGAUGCAGCAAAACCAACAGCAACAGCAGCAGCAACAACAAAUCGCACAAGGAAUGCAACCCAAUCCCCAGCAGAUACCGUCCAACCAGCAUCAGCCGGGUCAAAAUCAAAUGGUCGGACAGAAUCCGAACCAUCAGCCUACCCAACCAUCCGCACAGAUGGGCAUGCAACAACCGGGCGGCAAUGUUGGUCCCGGCAACGUGAUGAGUAAUCCUCAGUCACAGAACCAAUCGGUGCCGCCCAAUCAACCGGGUGGAGGAACUACCGUACAGCAGCAACAGAAAGCCGAAUUUAAUCUUCUCUCGCUGUGCCGAAUCGGGCAAGAAACGGUACAGGAUAUUGUGAGCCGAUUCCAGGAAGUGUUCGGCAUACUGCGCUCGAUACAACCCCCGAACGGGACGAACCAGGGUCAGCUGUCGAGCAACGACAAGAAGGCGAAGGUGCAAGAACAGUUCCGCACGAUUCGAUUACUGUUCAAAAGGCUGCGGCUUUUGUACGAUAAGUGUAACGACAAUUGCCAGCAGGGUAUGGAGUACACACACGUGGAAAGUUUGAUCCCGCUGAAGGGUGAGAUUGAGCGCACCGAGCCAGUCCACACGGAGGAGUACAAGAAGGCGCUGCAGGAAAACCGCGAACUGGUCGCGAUGGUACAGCUAAAGAACAAACAGUUGCGUGAAAUUAUCGACAAAAUACGACUGACUAUAUGGGAGAUAAACACGAUGCUAAGUAUGAGACGAUGCUAG
This is a messenger RNA of Anopheles marshallii, 951 nucleotides long. It is a transcript of the gene MED30, whose product is annotated as mediator of RNA polymerase II transcription subunit 30. The transcript is spliced from 2 exons. Gene Ontology annotation, biological process: positive regulation of DNA-templated transcription. The record is from RefSeq and is a predicted model, not a curated record. Bases 1 to 951 code for a protein of 316 amino acids. Gene Ontology annotation, cellular component: mediator complex. Gene Ontology annotation, molecular function: transcription coregulator activity. NCBI's taxonomy places the organism in Eukaryota, Metazoa, Arthropoda, Insecta, Diptera, Culicidae.